AGGGAACGGGCUCCCGGCAGCCCCCGCGUCCCGGAGUCCAUCCCCGGCUCCUCCCGCCCGGCUGGGCCGAGGACUCCCCAGAGGCUGCCGCGGGAGGAUGUUUCCAGUAAAGCCUUUUCCUCACGAAUCCACACCGCUGCCUUCCUCUUCUCAUCAGGACCCGCAGAUUCGCACCUAAUCACACGUGGUUUGCCCUCAGGUUUCCCAGAUAAAAAUUCCAUUUCUGGCCUGUGGAUCCUCUGUGGAGACCUUGACCAUGGCAUCCGUGUCAGAGCCUGUUACAUUCAGAGAGUUCUGCCCUCUGUACUAUCUCCUCAAUGCCAUCCCUACAAAGAUCCAGAAGGGCUUCCGCUCCGUGCUGGUCUACCUCACAGCCCUGGACACCAGCGGGGACUACAUUGCCGUGGGCAGCAGCAUUGGCAUGAUCUAUCUGUACUGCCGGCACUUCAACCAGAUGAAAAAGUACAGCUUUGAGGGGAAAACGGAAUCCAUCACGGUGGUGAAGCUGCUGAGCUGCUUCGACGACCUGGUGGCUGCAGGCACAGCCUCUGGGAGGGUGGCAGUGUUUCAACUUGUAUCUUCAUUGCCCGGGCGAAAUAAACAGCUUCGGAGAUUUGAUGUCACUGGUGUUCACAAAAAUAGCAUAACAGCUCUGGCUUGGAGCCCCAAUGGAAUGAAAUUGUUCUCUGGCGACGACAAAGGGAGAAUUGUCUAUUCUUCUCUGGAUCUAGACCAGGGCGUCUGUAAUUCCCAUUUGGUGUUGGAAGAGCCGUCUUCAAUCGUGCAGCUGGAUUACAGCCAGAGAGUGCUGCUCGUGUCCACUGUACAGCGAAGCCUGCUUUUUUACACGGAGGAAAAGUCUGUCAAGCAAAUCGGAACACAACCAAGGAAAAGCACUGGGAAGUUUGGUGCUUGUUUUAUACCAGGACUUUGUAAGCAAAGCGAUCUAACCUUGUACGCAUCGCGGCCGGGGCUCCGGCUGUGGAAGGCUGACAUCCAUGGGACGGUUCAAGCCACGUUUAUCUUAAAAGAUGUCUUUGCUGGAGGAGUCAAGCCUUUUGAACUGUACCCGCGUCUGGAAUCCUGCGACAGGGGAGGUGGCAGCUUACCUGAGAAACACCUGGGGCUUGUUUCAUGUUUCUUCCAAGAAGGCUGGGUUUUGAGUUGGAAUGAAUAUAGUAUUUACCUUCUUGACACCAUCAACCAGGCCACAAUUGCUGGUUUGGAAGGAUCAGGUGACAUCGUGUCUGUUUCCUGCACAGAAAAUGAAAUAUUUCUCUUAAAGGGAGACAGGAACAUUAUAAGAAUUUCGAGCAGGCCUGAAGGACUAGCAUCAAUAGUGCGAGAUGGUCUGGAGCCGCCGGGAUGCGCAGAACAGGCCCACGUGCAGCAUGUGGAGAAGCCAGCGGGGGCCACGGCUUCCGAGACCAGGCUCAGGGGCAUGUCCGUGGCCAGCGAGCCGCGGAGCAGGAGCAGCUCGCUCAACUCCACCGACAGCGGCUCGGGGACCCAGGCAGCCCCAGAGCCAGGCAAGGGCGGCCAGCCUGCCACACAGAGGUUCAGCGUGAUCAGCUCAGAAGACUUCGACCAGGAGCUUGUCGUGAAGCCUCUCAGAGUGAAAAAGAAGAAGCGGAAGAAGACAGAAGGCGGAAGCAGGACCACCUACCACAGCUCCCUUGAAUCGACUCCCUGCUCUGAGUUUCCUGGUGACAGCCCCCAGUCCCUCAACACAGACCUGCUGUCCUUGACCUCAAGUUUGGGCAGCACCGUGGACCAGUUGAGCACAGAGUCUCCCGACCAGGAGAGCAAUCUCAGCAGCGAGGCCAAUGGUGACCCGGAAGCAUUUAGUGUCCUGGAGGUGCCUGAACCCGCCUCUGACUUACAGAAUGAAGAGGAUGACAGUAGGACUGAAAGCUUAGGACAUAACCUCGAAGGCGAGCCCGAGCCGCACAGUGGGCUGUUGCAUUCACUCUCACAAUCGGGGGAAGGUGGGGAAGGAGGUGACGUCACAGAACUCGAGGAGGAGCCAUGUCCUGUGGACGACGGACUGAGUGGCAGACAGUCACCCUGCCAAGAACAGGACAGCUCUGCUGAGGCCCAAGAAAGGGAGGGCUGGGACCCUGAUGACCCCCAAAGCACAUUUUCUGAAGCACCCCUCCUGGACACACCGCCAGUGCCGUCCAGCCUCAGCUGGGCCCCCAGUGCUGAGGGCUGGCUGCUGGGGACCAGAGCUGAUGAGGGCAGUACCGAGGAGCCCAGCGAAGAGCAGGGCUUUCUAGGCCACAUAGGGGCCCCUAGCCACCUCAGCUCAAAUCCCUGGCAUGCUGUCCCUGAUGCCAGCCAGCAAGCAGGGGUCUCUUCCAAAUGUGAGCUGGGAAGGGUGGGCAGACAGCCGGCUCCGCUGGUCUCUGCCGUGGCGGCCAGCGCCCUCGAGCCUCACCUCGAGCAGCCUUCACGGGACCAGGUGUUGACAUCCAGUGAUGAGGAGGACAUCUAUGCCCACGGUCUGCCCUCUUCAUCCUCGGAGAUGAGCGUGACAGAGCUGGGAGGCAGUCACUCCCCGCAGGACCUGAGCCAGCCAGCCACCGAUGACACUGGGCUGCUAAAGUCAGAUCAGUUUGCAGAAAGCUGGAUGGGCUACUCUGGCCCCGGCUAUGGCAUCCUCAGCUUGGCGAUCUCCGAGAAGUACAUUUGGUGCCUGGACUACAAAGGCGGCCUGUUCUGCAGUGCGUUGCCAGGCGCGGGGCUGCGCUGGCAGAAGUUUGAAGACGCCGUCCAGCAGGUGGCAGUCUCACCCUCAGGAGCCCUUCUCUGGAAGAUUGAACAGAAAUCGAACCGAGCUUUCGCUUGUGGGAAAGUGACCAUCCGGGGCAAGCGACACUGGUACGAGGCUCUGCCGCAGGCAGUGUUUGUGGCGCUGAGUGAGGACACAGCCUGGGUCAUCAGGACCAAUGGAGACCUAUACCUGCAGACAGGUCUCAGCGUGGAUCGCCCCUGUGCCAGAGCCAUAAAGGUCGACUGUCCGUACCCCCUGUCCCAGGUCACAGCCCGAAACAGUGUGGUGUGGGCGCUGACUGAACAGAGAGCCCUCCUGUACCGGGAGGGCGUGAGCAGCUUCUGUCCUGAAGGGGAGCAGUGGAAAUGUGACAUCGUCAGGUAUCAGCGGGGAGGAGCUGGGACCCCUUCAGCGGCUGGUUUGUCCCACCCCCGUUCUUGUCAGGGGGCUCCCCUUUCCUGGACACAGCUGGUUCCCGGGGACCAGCAGACCCUGUGGGCCCUGGACAUCCGUGGAAACCUGUGGUUCAGAACCGGCAUCGUUCCCAAGAAGCCCCAAGGAGACGACGACCACUGGUGGCAAGUGAGCAUCACAGACUACGUGGUGUUUGACCAGUGCAGCUUGUUCCAGACCAUAAUGCACGCCACACACUCGGUGGCCACAGCGGCCCAAGUACCUGUCGAAAAGGUGGCGGAUAAACUGCGCAUGGCGUUUUGGUCUCAGCAGCUUCAGUGCCAGCCGAGCCUUCUCGGGGUCAACAGCAGUGGUGUGUGGAUCUCCUCGGGCAAGAAUGAAUUCCAUGUCGCCAGAGGAAGUCUCAUCGGCACUUACUGGAAUAAUGUUGUUCCCCGUGGGACAGCUUCUGCAACAAAAUGGGCCUUUGUGUUGGCUUCUGCUGCUCCCACAAAGGAAGGAAGCUCCUUGUGGCUGUGCCAAGGCAGCAAGGACCUGUGCAGUGUCAGCGCCCAGCACGCGCAGUCCCGCCCGUCCACGGUGCAGCUGCCUCCCGACGCCGAGAUGAGGGCCUACGCCGCCUGCCAGGACGCACUGUGGGCCCUGGACGGCCUGGGCCAGGUGUUCAUCAGGACGCUCUCCAGGAGCUGCCCCACGGGCAUGCACUGGACGCGGCUGGACCUUUCCCAGCUAGGAGCCGUAAAACUGACGAGCUUGGCGUGUGGGAAUCAGCACGUCUGGGCCUGCGAUUCCAGGGGCGGCGUGUACUUCCGCGUAGGAACCCAGCCUCUCAAUCCCAACCUGAUGCUCCCGGCCUGGAUAAUGAUCGAGCCACCUGUCCAGCCCGCCGGGGUCACCCUGGUCAGUGUCCAUUCCAGCCCCAACGACCAGAUGCUGUGGGCGCUGGACAGCAGGUGGAAUGUGCACGUCCGACUUGGAAUCACCGAGGAGAUGCCAGUGGGGACCGCCUGGGAGCAUGUGCCAGGGUUGCAGGCCUGCCAGCUGGCGCUGAGCCCCAGGGCCGUGUGGGCCCGCUGCCCCAACGGCGACCUCGCCCGAAGGUACGGCGUCACCGACAAAAACCCUGCCGGAGACUACUGGAAGAAAACUCCCGGGACCGUGACAUGUCUCACAGUGACCUCGUCAGAUGAGCUGUGGGCAGUGGGCCCCCCCGGCUACCUCCUCCAGCGGCUGACAAGGACUUUCAGCCACUCGCACGGUGCCCAGAGCAGCCACGCCAGCACUGCCCACCCUGAGGACCUGGAGGCUGAGUGGGAGGUCAUCUGAAGGGGCUCUCGGGCAGGGUCGCUCGAGGGAGGAAGCCGAAACUUGUGUGGUGGACAGUCGGUUUCUGAGCCGCUCCCUCCUGGACACGCCUCAUCAACUCUUGUCCAGACACGCCUGGCCGUGUUGGACCCCCCACAUUGCUUUCAUCCAUGUUUGCCUCCAUCUCGUUCCAGAACCCCCAUCUUCAGCCAGGUGAUCGGAGCUGUUGCGGGAGCUCUGGGGCCUCUGAACCCUCUGGGUGGGGAGAGUGGCUGCUGCCCGUCACCCAUGUGAUGCAGUCACCUUCUCAUCACUGGCCACCCCAGGUCCCAUUGUGGGGACGACAUGGGGAGCCUCCCAUGGGCAGGACGAGUCCAAGCCAGGUCUGGGGACCCCCCUGUGAGCCACUGCAGGCAGCCACAUAGUAGCUAAAGGUCAGUGCUCCCCACCCACUGUUCCCGUGGAGGCUUUGUCUCCAUCCCAGGGUCCCCACACACACACAGGGAUGCGGGUUCCAGCACACAUUCCUUCUAGACACCCCAGAUGGGAAACCAAGGCCGUGUCUGAGAGGCGCUGGGCUGUGCCGCGACAGAGGAGUCAUACACACCAUGCCCAAGCUGGGCACACUCACCCGGAGGACACCCUCCAGCUGAAACAGCAAAGGCAGGAAGUGCACUCCUGUCUCCCGGGUGGGGACGACACAGGAAGGUCACCAGUGGGGACAUAGCCGAGCCAGCAAACUCAGAAGUGUCUUUAGAGUGCCGUUGAACGCGUGCUGCUGUGGACGUGGUAAAAGCCAGACGCAUCCUGAGAGGAUGACGUACUGAUUGUUGCCUUUUUUGUUUGUUGUAUUACAAACCUGCAUAAAAUACCUCAUUUGAAAUCAAAUCUUACAAAUUUAGAAGAGAAAUUUAUUUUCUGAAACCAGUGGAAGGGCUUUCAUUCCUUCUCAUGGUUUAUCCUGAGCCUGCAGCUUCAGAGAGGGUGGGUGGCAGUCCUGCGUGUCCCCUGCAUGUGGGGCAGUCAUGGGACCUGCCCUUGGCUUUGAGUGGCAGCCUGGCACUGUCCGCAGCAUUUGGGCUGAUCUCCCCAGACGGUUAAAGCUGGUGCUUGGUGUGGCCACAUCAGGCGGCAGUCCCUGAGGCCAGCCUGCGGUGCCCAGUCUUUUCGUGGGCACCUGACCCACAGGAUCGACGACAGCCUGGCGUGUGUCUGCCUCGAGCCCACCGCCCCCCUGCUGGAUGCAGCGCCCCAUCAUGGCUCUGGCCUAGCUGCUGUUUUUAGCCUGCCUUUGGCCUGGGGCCCAGUUACUUGAGUGAGGCCUGUUCUACCGAGCGAGUGUGUCCAGGAGCCCCCAGGCCCCAGCUGAAGAGCGAUCAAGUGUGUCCUGUGACAGGCCCCAGCCAGCCGUGAAGAUGGAGGUCUUUCAGGUCAAAAUGAGGACAAGAUACUGAAACCCCAGCUCUUACCUCACACUGCACUUUUAUGGAAUCCAUUUGUUUAAGUUUGGUGACAGCAGAGGCCGCCCUGGGCUGCCUGCGGCUCCUCGUCAGCGUCUGUUGUGCCUUCCCGGCUCCCUUAGGCGGCAGAGCCUUCCCAAACCCACGGGACUUUAGUGCAAUGAAACCCAAGUCCAGCUUGAUACUGUUAAACGACUUGUAGCCUCAGUGCUUUGUGCGGCUUUCUUCUGGUCUGAGAGUGCAAUAAACUAGACUUUUUCCUAACCUGGUCAAGUCUGAUGUUGGAGCUGUGCGGAGGUGUCCCCCGCAGGCCUACGUGAAGGCUGGUGUUCCCUCCGUGCUGGGAAGAAUCUGCCCGAGGCUUGCCAACCCAGCCGCUCAGCCAGGACAGCGUAGGCGGACCUGAUUCCGUGACCUGGUUUGUGUUUACAUGCACGCCGGCCUGCCCGGGGUGGCUGUCCUGGGAGAAUGGUCACUCUAGAGAUGGCCACCCCGGCACUCCCUGAAGAGGACACCUUAUCAUGAGGUGGCGUGCAGGGCUGUCUCCUCAUGGCGGCCCACCAAGGCCAGGCCACUAAGGGCAGGUUUUGGAGGGGUUCAAGGCCCUGGAGCUAUCUCCAUCCAAGAAACAAAACCAAAUAUCAGAAGUGCCCUACUGGAAAACAACGUACGGAGAAAGGUCACAUCCAUAACAGCAGCAGAACACAUGUCCCAGGAAACAACUGAGCAAGACAUAUCACGCUCGUGUCAAGAAAUGGCCAAGCUUUCCAGAAGACAUCAAAGAAAACUGGAGUCAAGGAAGGAUGUCCACCAUUCCUGAUGGAAGGCAGGGUAAAACAACAGUUAAAGACAUCAGUCCUCUCCAAAGGACUUUAUGGGUUUAAUGCAAUUUGUCAGAAUCCCCACUGGGAUUUUCAUGUUGGGGGAAGGCAGGGAGGAAUUCACAAAAUAAGGAUUGUCCCACAGACGACGCCUUAACUAUGCCGGACGUGUCCCUAGGGUCACACAUAGCCACACGUCCUCACUAGGGCCCUGAGGUAAUACCAUUUGCCCCAGCGUAACACAGAGAGGCUAAGGAGCUUGUCACGGUGACACGGGGAGCGCGGGUAUUGGCACCCAGCCCCGGAACUCCAGACCUGUGCUGUUGGAUGCCCCUCCCUGUCCUGGAAAGAAGAAACAGCUGAGAAUUGCCAAGAGUGAUGACAGGCCAGCAAAUGAAGUGUGGCGUGGGUGGAAGGGCCAGUGACGUCAGACAGUCCAGCCAGGCCCACAGGGAGCUGGCAUGACGCAGGCGGCGUCACGGAUGAGGGGAGAGAGCAUGACUUCACACCCGCUAUGCCCCACUGCUCAGUUAUUUGGACAAAAUAAAUAUGAAAUAGAUUAAAGAAUCUUAAAACUAGGGGGGAAGCGGUAUCUGAUUUCUGGACGGCAAAGGCUUCCUAAACUCAGAAGUCACGGGAAAGGCCACAAAGGAAAAUAGAUUGGGUUGCUUCAGAGUGUAAAAUACUGUGAAUUAAAAACCCCACAUAAAAUUAAAAGGGAAAUAAUUGCAAACAAAGGUGAUGUGAUGUUGGAUAUACACCCUAAACAUCUGUACACACCAGUGGAGGGGACACCUAUGACAAAGGAGAUGGAAGGGCAGCACUUACCUGACGCCCUGGCUCCCCAGCGCAGGGGUGCAAACGGGGCAGGUUGGGGGCCCCGGGAGCCCAGCAGCGGCCUUAAAACCUUCAUACCCAUGAGCUCCACUCCUGGACACCUAUCCUCAAGAACAAAUCCUGAAUCGGGGGGGGGGGACAUACAGCGUGGCCUUGCUUAGAACUGUGAAACACUAAUAAAACUGACGUUCGGGCCAUCCCUCCAGGGACAGCAAGCCACUGUUAAAAGGUGUGCUUCCAGCGACAAGGGCGCUGGGCAGUCUCACCUUAUUUUCUUGUGUGAACGGUGAAUUUCUGGGGUGUAGUAAUGACAUUGUGGUUUUGGAGGAGAUCAUACAAACAGGGAAAGAGAAAGAGAAGAGACAGGAAGAUAACGCAGAUGUGUUGGUUAUACUCUUACUUUUGGUGGGUUUGAAAUUUUUCGUAAUUCCAGGGGACACAGGAGGUGCAGAAGGAAAAGUUCUGCGGCUGGUCGCGGUGGUUGUCUGGAGUAUGUACCUUUUUGUAUCUUUUGAACUUUGAGCCAUGUAAAUGUAUUAUUUAUUCCAAAAAUAAAUAAAAUUCACGUUUAAAAAA
Molecule: messenger RNA, 8189 nt
Organism: Hipposideros armiger (great roundleaf bat)
Lineage: Eukaryota; Metazoa; Chordata; Mammalia; Chiroptera; Hipposideridae
Gene: TECPR2
Product: tectonin beta-propeller repeat containing 2
Exons: 21
Coding region: 257-4516 (1419 amino acids)
Molecular function (GO): protein binding
Source: RefSeq, a predicted model, not a curated record